UGCUUCCGCAGGUCUUAGGAGCCGCGGCGUAAUUGGAUAAAAGUCAGGCUAGGGGGCGGGAUUCCAGGCUGUUUUCCGCUAAUCGAUUAGUCAAUAUCUAAGAGGGUGGUACGGGAGCCCGCAGUUCUACGAUCCAAUUGGCUUCGGGCUCAGUGGGAGGCGGGAUGAAUGCUUGGGAGAGGACUGAAGAAGUCCGCGGCCCAUCUUCGAGCACAGGAGUGAGGUAGCGAGCCUAGCCCGCCCGGCCCCCGAGAUCUGGCCCAGCACUUCUGUUCUCGGACUCCAGGGCCUGCAAGAUGGAGGAAGGUGGGAAUCCAGGAAGCCUGACUAAGAUGGUCCAUCUACUAGUCUUGUCGGGGGCCUGGGGCAUGCAAAUGUGGGUGACCUUCAUCUCAGGCUUCCUGCUUUUCCGAAGCCUUCCCCGACAUACCUUUGGCCUUGUGCAGAGCAAACUCUUCCCUUUCUACUUUAACAUCUCCAUGGGCUGUGCUUUCAUCAACCUCUGCAUCUUGGCUUCACAACAUGCCUGGACUCAGCUCACAUUCUGGGAGGCCAGCCAGCUCUGCCUGAUGCUCCUGAGCCUCUCACUGGCCGCCAUCAACGCCCGCUGGCUGGAGCCCCGCACCACAGCUGCCAUGUGGGCCCUGCACAGGGUGGAGAAGGAGCGGGGUCUGGGCGGGGAGGUACCUGGAAGCCACCAGGGCCCCGACCCCUACCGCCAGCUGCGGGAGAAGGACCCCAAGUACAGUGUCCUCCGCCAGACCUUUUUCCGCUACCAUGGCCUGUCCUCCAUUUGCAAUCUGGGCUGUCUCCUGAGCAAUGGGCUCUGCCUUGCAAGCCUUGCCCUGGGCCUUGGGAGCCUCUAAUGCCCACUUCCUCUCGGGCCCUGCUGAGGCCCCAGAUGUGAAUAAACACUUGUUUGGAAA
Molecule: messenger RNA, 926 nt
Organism: Lontra canadensis (Northern American river otter)
Lineage: Eukaryota; Metazoa; Chordata; Mammalia; Carnivora; Mustelidae
Gene: TMEM205
Product: transmembrane protein 205
Exons: 4
Coding region: 297-866 (189 amino acids)
Source: RefSeq, a predicted model, not a curated record